UACAAAUUCAUGCUGCUAAUGUAAUAUUUAAGGAAGAUCGAUUUUCAUUUAUUUCACUAAUUGUUUACUAAUUAAGCCAUAUCAUUGGUGGUUUUCGUACUUUAAUUCUAUGUACUAGUCAUAGGAAUCUAAUCAUCUACUAAGAAAAGGGAAAGACGUGAUAUUGAGAACUUUAGAAGUUUCCGUACGUGAAAGAAAAAGUCUUCAUAAAUAUCUCCUUUCCUGCCAAAAUAAAUAAAUAAAUAAAUAAUAAAUAAACAAUAGAAACUAUAUAAGAUUCUUUUAUAUUAUAAUUCACAGGUGAAAUGGUAAAGAAAAAAAAAAAAAGAUGCAAAUUGAUGCAUGAUUCAAAUUAAAAAUUUAUUAUUAAUUAGUUUGUUAAGGUAUAAUAUUUAAAUGUCUGUUUCUUUUUUCGUCUCAUAAAUACUGUGAAAGUACAAAACUUGCAGAAAAGAUAAGGACAUAUGAAAAGAUAGAAAACGGGACAGCAAUAUCUCUCAAUUUACCGAUAUCACCAUUCAGCUAAACUACAUUAUUCUGCAAAUGCUGGAAUAAACAAUUCCCUUUGUCAUAAAAUCACACUCUGCAGCAACCUCAAUACCACAAAUGGAAAAAUUACUUAAAACUCAAAAAGCAUCUCAAUUUUGUGGUACCGUGCUCCACCCUGCGGUAUAGUACUUUAUCAAGUGCUGAAAAACAAAAGUGUGUUUCAUAUAAUACCAUAUAUGUAUGUAUGUCAGUACUGGGUGGAGAGAACAAAGAGCGAAAAUUGAAGAAAAAGAAGAAGAAAUUUUAAAAAAAUACAAAAAAUAAAAAAUAAAAAUAAAAAACUAUGGAAGCUUUUGUACCAUGUGAAUUAAACCCUUGUUUGGAUUGUAUUUUUUAUAAUGAUCAAUCAACACUAGCAGUUCCGGAGGAAGAGUACAACUUAGUUUCCAGGGUAACGGCGACGAAAAUAGCGAAUAAUGAGGGAUCAUAUAAGGAGCAGAUGAUGAAGAAGGGGACAUUCCUGAGGCUGAAUUAUGAAGCAGUUAUCACUGCUUGGGACAGCCAAGCUUCCCCAUGGACGACUGGAACUCCACCCGAGCUUAAUCCCGAUGAAUUCUUGCCUGAAUUUAAGGGUUUCAAUCAUAUGGAUAAUGAUCACGGACCCGGAGGAGAUGGAGGAGGAAGAGAGGCAAGAAUUUUAAGGUACAAAGCGAAGCGAAGAACACGGUUGCUGUCGAAAACAAUAAGGUACGAAGUUAGAAAGUUGAAUGCUGAAAAGAGGCCAAGAAUUAAUGGGCGAUUCGUUAAGAUGACAUCCUUAUUUUGUGGGGAUUGACGCUUUUCGAUCCAUACCAAACUAGAUAACAUGAAAGGUCAUCAUCCAGUUUUUGCUUCCUGCCUUGGCAAAGUAGGAAUGCUUACUGCUUUAUUAAUCAUAGAAUAAAAUCAAACUAAUUGAGUUGGGUAUUUACCUUGAUUAUCAAAAAAAAGAAGAAAAAAAAUUAGUUGGGUAUUUAUACCGAGAUUUGAUCUCUUAGGAACUUUCUCCAACGUUAUAACAAUAUAGCUAAUUAGGGUUAAUGGUUGUCACAUUUCAAUUGAGUUUUUAGUUUUAGGGUUAUUAGCACUCUUAAUUUCUGAAUUAUGCUCACACUUACAGUUUGGUUUUUAAUUUUUUAUAUUUUGAUCUUUAAACUUCA
This is a messenger RNA of Ziziphus jujuba (common jujube), 1688 nucleotides long. Its product is annotated as zinc finger protein CONSTANS-LIKE 7. Lineage: Eukaryota; Viridiplantae; Streptophyta; Magnoliopsida; Rosales; Rhamnaceae. The record is from RefSeq and is a predicted model, not a curated record. Gene Ontology annotation, biological process: regulation of DNA-templated transcription. The transcript is spliced from 2 exons. Gene Ontology annotation, molecular function: protein binding. Bases 833 to 1324 code for a protein of 163 amino acids. Gene Ontology annotation, cellular component: nucleus.